Trichophyton verrucosum HKI 0517 is the source of this 1077-nucleotide messenger RNA. RefSeq lists its product as uncharacterized. The transcript has 3 exons. The coding region runs from base 1 to 1077 and encodes 358 amino acids. Gene Ontology annotation, cellular component: membrane. Lineage: Eukaryota; Fungi; Ascomycota; Eurotiomycetes; Onygenales; Arthrodermataceae. The record is from RefSeq and is a predicted model, not a curated record.
AUGCAGCUGCAUUUCCUUGGACGCGAAAAUGUUAUUCACAGCGAUCUAUCGUAUAACCGGACUCCCGGCAAGUCACAUGGGGUUAGUUAUGUCAACCGCCAUAAAGUUACCCAAGGACCAUCAGAAGGCGUCUCAAGCAGCAAAGAUGAAGCUGUAGUCAGAAUUGCCGGAUCGGGUAGCAAGCUCUACCUAGAUCCUCCACAUCAGCUUCAUGAACUUCAUGAGAACCAUCCACUCACAGAUAACGAAGCAACCCUCACGAUGGAUGUCAGUCUCCCUCCACAGGCUGCAGUGUACCUCCUGCUGGUAUCCCUACCAAUCCUGGUCAAUUCAAUAUACAUAGGCCACCUUCUGGCCAAACCAAUCUCCUCCCUCGCCUUUCUCUCAGGAGCCCUCCACUUAACUCUCAACGAACCCUCUCCCUACCGCAAUUACAUCACCUGGGGCCUCUUCUUCUCUCUCAUCGGAGAUUUCCUCCUAAUACCCUCCCGAAGCGAGUACAGCAUACACACCAAGUCCCAGAACCCAAACCAACCGAAGGUUGAGAAGGAAGUGUCUCUAUCGGCGUCAUUCCAGGCUGGAAUCGGUGCUUUCGCUGCAGCUCACAUAGCGUAUAUCCUUGCCUUUCUGGAAGAUACGCAAAGCAUAUCAUGGUCUGUCUUCGUGAGUGUGGCGAUGGCCUCGUUACUUGCUGCGAGAUGGCUGGGGGUAUUAUACCCGAGACCAGGAAGUGAGCUGGAGGCAAACGCCUCGCUGAUGAGAUCAAAUGUGUUGCGUCUGUCUGUGCCGGAUGAUAUGCGGCAUCUGGUGUGUUUGUAUACGUUGAUCAUCAGCUGUAUGGUUGCUUCUGCUGUUUCGACGGUACCGGUGCUGCGACUUCCGACGAGCAUGUCGAUGCAGAAUCAAAGAAGCUUGGGAGCAGUAAUGUUUGUCAUUAGUGAUUUGUUUGUUGCAAAGGAUGCGUUUAGCAAGAAAUCGGGUGAUAAGGGAGGGUAUUUCUGGCUCCAGGCUUCUGUUGGAUGGGAGCUUUAUUUCUGGGGGCAGAUGGUUCUGGCUGGUACCGUGAAUGGAGCAUAG